ACACGCGCACGCGCACGCACAACCCCCUACAAACUAUAACGCGCCAGUCGGAAACAAAAUCCAACCUAUAACAACAUUAUAGAAACAUUAAUAAAACCAUUACUAACACCCCUUUCCCAGAAUUCCCAGUUCCGCCACCAGAAUGAAUUCUCGGACAAACUAUUUAAUUGUAUUUAUUUUUCCACGUUGACCGUCGGCUCCUCGACCCCGUCGUUGUACAAGUUGUGGCCGUGACUGUGUGUGUCCGGCCCGGCCCGCCCGGCGUGCACCGGGUGUUCGCCCUUGACAACAAACAUGGCGUCGGCGACAAAGAUCAUCCAGUGGGUGCGGAACCUGGCAGCGGGGAGGAAUCUUCAAGCUAAGCUGCAGCUUCGAUACACUGAAGUUGCUUCCAGAAGCCCAGAGCCGCCGAUUCUACCAGUCGGUCCCAGUCAUAAAUUUGCAGAUAACUACUACUGCCUACGAGAUGGUCGCCGAGAGACGUCUCCACCUACAAUCAUUUGGUCACCACAGAUAGCACUAGGAGCAGAAACCACGGCAACCAGCAGUGAAAGCACUGUGGCAGCCACCGGCGUUAAGAUGCCGGUUACACCUGGACAGCCGGUCAAGAUGGAGCUAUCCACCGAUCAGCCUUACUUGUGACCCCCGACAGGACGUGAUUGUGGACUCUGUGACACUUUGUAAGUGGUGUCGUCUAUGGGAAGUGUUUGAGCUACUGAACAACCAACUCCAUGGAGUUCCAGCAUCAGGUGACCCAUGUGGGAGCGCUGCAGUCCCACUGCUUGUGAAGUUAGUAAACUUCAUGUAAACUGUCUCAGUAAGCAUUCACCAUAAUAAACAACAUGUGUGCAAUAGUU
Amblyraja radiata (thorny skate) is the source of this 857-nucleotide messenger RNA. RefSeq names its product NADH:ubiquinone oxidoreductase subunit A7 (gene ndufa7). Gene Ontology annotation, biological process: mitochondrial electron transport, NADH to ubiquinone; ATP synthesis coupled electron transport. The transcript has 4 exons. The record is from RefSeq and is a predicted model, not a curated record. NCBI's taxonomy places the organism in Eukaryota, Metazoa, Chordata, Chondrichthyes, Rajiformes, Rajidae. Gene Ontology annotation, cellular component: respiratory chain complex I; mitochondrial inner membrane. The coding region runs from base 295 to 642 and encodes 115 amino acids.